AUGGCAAAGGCGGAGCUUCCGGCGCGCCCGACGGCCAUUGUGCGUGAGAAUGGCCUGCGGCACCGCUCCAAAGCGCGUGGUCUGCUGAACACGUCGAAUCUGCCUGCGCUGCAGAACCUGCUGAAGCGCGAGCCCUCGGCGUAUACCGAAGAGUUCCUCGCACAGUGGAACCACUACGAGAGUCUGCGCCGCAUCUACGCCUCUGGCAUCGGCCAGCAGGUCGAAGGCGCGAACGAUGCAGGUGUGCGCACGCUGCGCAUGUCUAAGGACCAGCAGGAGCAGUUUGAGCAGCUGCUGACCUUUGUCACGCAGCUCGCGCCAUCCUACCCCAAGAUCACCGAGCCGCUGCCCGAGCACCUUUCCGAGCUGCUCCUCGCGCACCAUGCGAACCUGAGCCCCGAUAUCCGCCGCGCAUGUUUCCGCGCGCUGACAAUGCUGCGCAACCGCGAGAUGAUUACGAGCGAAGUCCUGCUCCGCAUCCUCUUUCCUCUGCUGAGUUUGAGCAACUCGUCGGAGCUGCGCAAGUCGAUUCUUCAUACCAUUGUCCAGGACCUGAAGCAGGCGAAUCGCGCGUCGAGCAACGUGCGUCUCAACCGCAUGGUCCAGGGGCUGCUCUUUGGCAUGGUCGAGCGGGGCAUGGACGAGGACGGGCCGGUGGUCCUGCGCAAGGCCGACACGGAGCUUGCAGGGCGUACCGAGGCGCUGUGGGCCGUGCGUGUCGCGGCAGAAAUGUGGCGCCGCCGCAUCUGGACCGACGACCGGACCGUGUCGCUGCUGGCGAUGGCCUGCACGCACCCCCACCCCAAGGUGCAGGCGUCGGCGGUGCGCUUCUUCCUCGGCGAUCUGCACGCCGCCGAGAGCGCCGCGGCGGAUAGCAGCGACGAGAGCGAGCAAGAGGCUGAAGAGCCGGACGUGCGCCGCAUGCAGCACCAGCGCAAGGUCGGCCGCAAGUCGAAAGCGGGCGAGCGCCGCCUGAAGCUUGCGCAGGCCCAGGCGCGCCGCCGCCGGAAGGAAAAGUCGGAGAAGGCGCUCGAGAAGCAGGACCAGGAGACGAGCAACAUGGCCGCCGUGCACCUCCUGCACGAUCCGCAGACAUUUGCCGAGCGUCUCUAUGAGAAUCUGAGCAAGGGCGACAAGCGCCACUCGCUCGAGAUGAAGGUGCGCAUCAUCCAGCUCCUGAGCCGCGUCAUCGGCACGCACCGCCUCGUGGUGCUGUCGUUCUACUCGUACCUCGCCAAGUACCUGAUGCCCCACCAGCUGCACAUUACGCUCAUCCUCGUGUCGCUCGCGCAGUCCGUGCACGACCAGACGCCGACGGACGUGCUGACGCCGGCGAUCCGCAAGAUUGCCUAUGCGUUUGUGCACCCUGGUGUCGGCGCCGAGGUCGUCGCGGCGGGUAUCAAUACGAUCCGCGAAGUGUGCCGCCGCCAGCCGUGGUGCAUGGAAGAGGACCUGCUCCAGGAUUUGGUCGACUACCGCAAGUCGAAGGACAAGGGCGUGAGCGCCGCCUCGCGCGGUCUCAUGCAGCUCUACCGCGAGGUGAACCCGGGGAUGCUGCGCCGUGCGGACCGCGGCAAGUCGGGUGCGAUUGCGAUGGCCGAAGGCAAAGGGCCGCAGCAGUUUGGCACCGACCGCCGCGAGGUGCGUGGCAUCCAGGGCCUCGACCUCCUCGAGCAGCACCUCGAGGAGAAGAAGCAGGCCGGCGAGGAAGACAACGAGGACUGGGACGGCUGGGAGCUCGAGAGCGCGUCCGACUCGGACUCGGACUCGUCCGGCGGCUGGAUCAAGGUCAGCUCCGACGAGGAGGAGGACGGGCACUUUGAGGUGGACCGCAGCGACCUCGACCUCAGCGACGACGACAAGGAUGAAACGAAGGACGACCAAGAGAAGGAUACGCGGCCGAUCCACGAGCGCGUGCGCGAGGCGCGCCUGCGCCGGCGUGCGGAGCGCAAGGAAAAGGCCGAGCGCGGCGACGAGAGUAGCGACGAGGAGGAGGACGAGGCGCCCGCGCCGGAGCCUGCCGAAGAAAAGAUCUCGGAGCUCGCCACGACCAAGAUCCUUACGCCCGCCGACUUUGCCAAGCUCAACGAGCUGCGUCUGCAGCGUGCCGAAGAGGCCGCCAAGGCCACCGGCGCCGCCGGCGCCGCCGCGCGCCGCGAGCUCGCCGCCCUGCAGCUGACCAAGAAGCGCGCAUCGAACAUGGGCGGCAACGAGGUGGUGGACGAGAGCGAUAUCCUGGGGCCGCGCAAGAAGGCCAAGGCGGACUACGAGGAGCGUAUGAAGAGCAUCCAGAGCGGCCGCGAGGACCGCGACAAGUUUGGGAGCCGCAAGGGCAAGAAGAACAAGGAAGAGUACAGCUCCACCACAAACCGCCAGAAAGCCCGCGGAAAGAACUUCCAGAUGGUGGCCAAGAGCUGGAGCGUGCGCAGCAAGAAGAACGCGUCGCUGCGCGAAAAGAGCAAGCGCCUGCGCAAGCACAUUACCAACGCCAAGAAGCGCAUCAAGUAG
Molecule: messenger RNA, 2508 nt
Organism: Malassezia japonica
Lineage: Eukaryota; Fungi; Basidiomycota; Malasseziomycetes; Malasseziales; Malasseziaceae
Gene: SDA1
Product: Severe Depolymerization of Actin
Exons: 2
Coding region: 1-2508 (835 amino acids)
Biological process (GO): ribosomal large subunit biogenesis; ribosomal large subunit export from nucleus
Cellular component (GO): nucleolus
Source: RefSeq, a predicted model, not a curated record